ACCACCCUGCUGCGUCUGUGGCUGCCGUGAAAGGACAAACCAAGCGGUCAGACAACAGCAUUUACACAGCAAACCACUGGAAAAAUAUGCUUUAUAAACAGUAACAUAUGCGACGGGAGUAACUGCAAUAUUAUACUACUUAAGAGCAGCAGCUUUCCACCAGUGUACCUCCUAGAUCAGUGACUGACCACCAUGUUGUCCAGGUUGAAGACAACCUGGUCCCUGAGGCCCUGUGUCUCUGCGUGCAGAUGGGCACACACCAAAGAGAAGGGCAAGCCCCUCAUGCUCAACCCUCGCACCAACAAAGGCAUGGCCUUCUCUCUACCAGAGCGACAAAUUUUAGGGAUACAUGGUCUGUUGCCUCCCAAAGUGGAGACUCAGGACAUUCAGGCAAUGCGCUUCCAGAAUAAUCUCAAGAAGAUGAGCGAUCCCCUACAGAAGUACAUCUACUUGAUGGGCAUCCAGGAAAGGAAUGAGAGGCUUUUCUACAGGGUGUUGAUGGAAGACAUAGAAGAAUUGAUGCCAAUUGUCUACACUCCCACUGUAGGCCUGGCCUGCACACAUUAUGGGCAUAUCUUUAGAAGACCCAAAGGCUUGUUCAUCUCUAUUCGGGACAAAGGACACAUUCGUUCCAUCCUGGACAACUGGCCAGAGACUAAUGUUGCAGCUGUAGUAGUAACUGAUGGAGAGCGUAUUUUAGGAUUAGGGGACCUGGGUGUAUACGGAAUGGGCAUCCCUGUCGGAAAGCUUUGCCUGUACACUGCCUGUGCUGGCAUUAGACCUGAGAGAUGUCUGCCUGUGACAAUAGAUGUGGGCACAAACAAUGAGACUCUCCUCAAGGAUCCGCUGUACAUGGGCCUGUACCAGCAGCGAGAUCAGUCUCAAGCUUACGAUGAUCUGAUUGAUGAGUUCAUGGAGGCUGUGGUGGAAAAAUACGGACAGGACACACUGAUCCAAUUUGAGGACUUUGGGAACCACAACGCCUUCCGCUUCCUCAGGAAGUACAGGGAGAAGUACUGCACCUUCAACGAUGAUAUCCAAGGCACUGCGGCUGUAGCCCUUGCUGGUCUGUUAGCAGCUCAGAGAGCCCUUGGCAAACCCAUCACUGAACAUCGGGUGCUUUUCCUGGGAGCUGGAGAGGCUGCCCUUGGUAUUGCCAAUCUGAUUGUCAUGGCCAUGAUGGAGAGAGGGUUGACCCAAGCUGAGGCCAGAGAGAAGAUCUGGCUGUACGAUAAAGAUGGCUUACUAGUAAAGGGCAGACCACAGGAAACCGACUCUAACCAGGAGCCAUUUGUUCAUGACAGUCCAGGGACUGUACAGAGCUUCCUAGAAGCCGUCAACACCAUCAAACCCACAGCUAUCAUUGGUGUGUCAGGAGCUGGACGUCUGUUCACCCAUGAUGUCAUCAAGGCCAUGGGAACCCUGAACGACAGACCAAUUAUCUUUGCCCUGAGUAACCCAACCACUAAAGCAGAGUGCACAGCAGAGGACGCCUACACACUCACCGAUGGUAGAUGUCUUUUUGCCAGUGGCAGUCCAUUUGGUCCAGUGACUCUGAAUGAUGGCCGCGUCUACACCCCUGGACAAGGAAACAACGCUUACAUCUUCCCUGGUGUGGCCUUGGCUGUGAUCCUGAGCGGAGUGAGACACAUCAGUGACACCGUGUUCUUAGAGGCUGCCAAGACCCUUGCAGAUCAGCUGACGGAUGAAGAGCUGAAGAAAGGCAGACUCUAUCCUCCUCUCUCCAACAUCAGAGAGGUCUCUCUCCAGAUGGCUGUCAAGGUGGUGGAGUUUGUCUAUGCUAAAGGUAUGGCGUUUCGCUACCCUGAGCCUGAGGACAAGGAAAGCUUUGUACGUGCAACUGUGUGGGACACCCACUACGACUCCUUCGAGCCAGAUACCUACGACUGGCCAGGUGUCAGCUUCACCCCCAAGACUGACUAGAAGCAGCCCACUCUCUGUGCUCUUUGUUUCCCACUUACCUCUUAAUCACAGAUAACUUGAGAUGAUCAUAAUUACCUUAGUGCAGACAUCUGCUUAUGAAAAAUAGCCAGUACAAGCCCCUUUCUGCUGCAUUUGCACUAAACACGUAUUAUUAGAACUGUGAAAGGGUAUAGAGGAAAGUGGAAUUUGAAUGAGGAUAUUUAAACGGAAAUGGACACUUUCACUUCACAUCCCAGUUCUUUAUCACCUCUGCAUCACAUGUAAACCUGCACAGCACCUGGAGGGCCCCCUGGUGGUGGGAAAAGGCAGUGUGGGAAUCUGGUUUCAGUGUUGCAAUCUUGAGAUACAUUUUAAUGAUCUAUGUGCUGUUUCAAAAAGAAAAAAUGAUAUAACAAUAUGACAGUUACUUAAGACAAUAAAUUCUAUGUGAUUGUCAUACAAGCAGAAACCAAAACACCACACUUGCAUCCAAUUCAAAACAUCCAAUUUGAACGAUAGGUCUAUUAGAUUGCGUUGAGUGGAAAAACAAACACUGCACACUUUGUCUCUGCUAAAGGUCAAGAUUGGCCUUUACAAGGAGCUAGAGAUGACUCCAUGCAUUGUUGUAUGUUUGUGUUGUCAUCUACCACCUUUUCUUUUUAGUCAUAAUUAACCAGGAAAUAAGUUACCCUUUUGUUAGGAAAUGCCAUUUACAAUACUGUCUUCUUUUUCACCAAUUUUAUACGGUAGUCACUCCAUUUUUAAUGUAUUUGUAACCAUAAUUUGAUGCAAACGAGUUGUGUAUACUCCUGAUUCAGAGUUUAGCCUUUGGUUAGCACUUACUACUACUCUGACUAUAUGUAGCUACCGAAAGAUUGCCAAAAUUAAUGCAUGCAUUAAUAUGCAGUUCGGAUAUUAACAUUGCCUUUUUCACAUCAUGUGGGCCUCUGAUGGCUUCACUAAUCCAACCAAUGCCCGGUAUACAACAUGUGGUUAAAGACUCCUUUUUCACGUAUGCUUAAAUCGGGCAACAUUGCUUAUCAGAGAAGGUCUAGUAAAGCAGAGGGUUAGAGUACUCGGCCUUUGUGUGCAAACUAGGAGAGAAAGAGAAGAAACAUUGUUACUCAGGACAGAAAUGGAGGGAUGAUCUAAAAAAAGACCUCUGAAAAACAUGAUAAGAUUUUAUGAGGGAACGUUAAAUGAAAAUGAUACCUAAAACACCAGAGCCAACGUCCACUCCGGCAUUUCUUUUGUUUGGGUGCUUUUGUCACAUUGUAUUUAUUUCUCUAAAUCUAUUUUAUUUGAUGGGAGUGUAUUUCGUUGUGCUGUGCUCAUGCUGUAUAUUCAUUAGAAAGUCUCUCAUCAACACCUUUUAUAAUGAGUUGUGGUAAAAAGAAUCCAUCCCUAGAAAUGACCCCUUGGAUAAAUGCAAUAUACAAAUUGAACAUAAAAUAUACUCUAAAUAUUUAAGAAAGCAAAGUGCAGGAUAAAAUGAUUGGAUUAAAAAGUGUGUUCUAUUGUAAUUCUAUUUUGUGUACUGUGCAUAAAUGUUUGUAGAACCUGAUGCUGUCUAUGGAAAGAGUGUUUAUAAAGUUGUGUUAAGUAAA
This is a messenger RNA of Anarrhichthys ocellatus (wolf-eel), 3530 nucleotides long. RefSeq names its product malic enzyme 2, NAD(+)-dependent, mitochondrial (gene me2). Gene Ontology annotation, molecular function: NAD binding; malate dehydrogenase (decarboxylating) (NADP+) activity. The record is from RefSeq and is a predicted model, not a curated record. NCBI's taxonomy places the organism in Eukaryota, Metazoa, Chordata, Actinopteri, Perciformes, Anarhichadidae. Gene Ontology annotation, cellular component: mitochondrion. The transcript is spliced from 15 exons. Bases 193 to 1944 code for a protein of 583 amino acids. Gene Ontology annotation, biological process: pyruvate metabolic process; malate metabolic process.